Messenger RNA from Microplitis demolitor, 2731 nucleotides. RefSeq names its product cleavage and polyadenylation specificity factor 73-like. Lineage: Eukaryota; Metazoa; Arthropoda; Insecta; Hymenoptera; Braconidae. Gene Ontology annotation, molecular function: 5'-3' exonuclease activity; RNA endonuclease activity; RNA binding. The record is from RefSeq and is a predicted model, not a curated record. The transcript has 2 exons. Gene Ontology annotation, biological process: mRNA 3'-end processing by stem-loop binding and cleavage. Gene Ontology annotation, cellular component: mRNA cleavage and polyadenylation specificity factor complex. The coding region runs from base 463 to 2544 and encodes 693 amino acids.
GCGACAUCGCGAAGGUCAGACUGAUUGUACAUUUAGCCGGCAGCACGUGAUGUCGGAAUUUUUUAAUCGUAUAUUUUAAGUUUUUAAAUUUUUGCGCCAAGAAUUUUUACAUUCCGAUGAUGAUAGUUGGAAAUUUUAUACCGAACAUCAAUGUAUCGAAUGCCGAAAACAUCGGAAAAAAACAUCGAUAGUUCAAACAUCGAUGUUUAUGACUCAUCCCUAGAACGUGAACUUGGCGCGAGAAACUACCGCUCGUUCUGAUACUUACCGCUUUAUUGAGUUAAUUAGUUAAUUUAUAAAAUAGAAUUUGUUUGAAAAAUUAUCUUUAGUGUUUUACAAUUCAAAAUUUACAGAUAUUUCAAUCCAAUAGUUUUAUAAAAAUAAAUUAUUCUGAUUCUAACCUAACAUUUUUUGAAUUAAUAGUAAGCAAUAUCAAUAAUAUUUUAAAAAUACUUUUCAACAAUGGCAACACAACCUAAACCAACAGACACCCAAGUUCCAGGUGAAGGAAGUGAUUUAUUAUCAAUAACACCAUUGGGCGCUGGUCAAGAAGUAGGAAGAUCAUGUAUACUACUUGAAUUUAAAGGUAAAAAAAUAAUGCUCGACUGUGGAAUACAUCCAGGAUUAUCAGGAAUGGAUUCUCUACCAUUUAUGGAUUUAGUUGAACCAGAUGAAAUAGAUUUAUUAUUAAUAUCACAUUUUCAUUUGGACCACUGUGGCGCUUUGCCGUGGUUUCUACAAAAAACAAGUUUUAAAGGUCGUUGUUUCAUGACACACGCGACAAAAGCUAUUUAUCGUUGGUUACUAUCAGAUUACCUUAAAGUAAGCAACAUAGCUACUGAACGGAUAUUGUAUACUGAAUCAGAUUUAGAAGCCAGUAUGAACAAAAUAGAAACAAUUAAUUUUCAUGAAGAAAAAGAUGUUUUUGGAAUUAAAUUUUGCGCUUAUAACGCAGGACAUGUAUUAGGUGCGGCAAUGUUUAUGAUUGAAAUAGCUGGUAUUAAAACUCUUUAUACUGGAGAUUUCAGUAGACAAGAAGAUCGUCAUUUAAUGGCUGCUGAAAUUCCCAAUGUUCAUCCAGAUGUUUUGAUAACUGAAUCAACAUACGGAACACAUAUUCAUGAAAAAAGAGAAGAUCGCGAAAAUAGAUUUACUAAUUUAGUUCAUGAAAUAGUCAAUCGAGGUGGUAGAUGUCUGAUUCCUGUUUUUGCUCUUGGUCGAGCUCAAGAAUUGCUAUUAAUUUUAGAUGAGUACUGGAGCGAACAUCCAGAGCUUCAUGAAAUACCUGUUUAUUAUGCAUCAUCACUUGCUAAAAAGUGUAUGGCGGUUUAUCAAACUUAUGUUAAUGCUAUGAAUGAUAAAAUUCGUCGGCAGAUAGCUAUUAAUAAUCCAUUUGUAUUUAAACAUAUAUCCAAUCUUAAAGGAAUAAAUCAUUUUGAUGACAUCGGUCCUUGUGUGGUAAUGGCGUCACCGGGUAUGAUGCAAAAUGGAUUAUCGCGGCAAUUAUUUGAGUCCUGGUGCACAGAUCCAAAUAAUGGUGUUAUUAUUGCUGGAUAUUGUGUUGAGGGAACAUUAGCUAAAACAAUAUUAUCAGAACCUGAAGAAAUUACAACAAUGGCCCGCCAGAAGCUACCACUAAAAAUGUCUGUUAAUUAUAUUUCAUUUUCUGCUCACACUGAUUAUCAACAAACAUCUGAAUUUAUUAAAAUCUUAAAACCAUCUCAUGUAAUAUUAGUACACGGUGAACAAAAUGAAAUGAGUCGUCUUAAAGCUGCAUUACAACGUGAGUAUGAAGAUGAUCCUAAUACAACAAUGGAGAUACAUAAUCCACGUAAUACAGUUGCUGUUGAGCUUAAGUUUCAUGGCGAGAAGAUAUUUAAACUUAUGGGAACACUUGGUAUAGAAACAUUUGCUAUGGAUACACCAAAACCAAAAGAAAUUUUAACAGGUGUUUUAGCUGAGAAAAAUUUUAAACAUUAUCUAUUGGCACCAUCAAAUCUUCCAAAGUACACGGAUAUGGAUGUAGAUCGGGUUGUUAAAUUGAGAAGAUUUCAUUUCAAUGGUUCAUUGCCAGUUCUUAAAAAUUUUCUUACUCAGAUAGCUGGAAAUAUUGAUAUUAUUGAUGAUAAACAAAUGCGUGUUUUUAAAUGUAUUGAUAUUAUUGUGGAGGAUGGAACAAUAAUUGUAAAAUGGGUUGCCGGUCCUAUUAAUGACAUGUAUGUUAGUUCUGUUAUUGCGGCAGUUCUUCAAGCUGAAAUGAUGGAUACAGCGCCUUCUAAAACACUGACUGCACCAACAAAACUUGAUCGUAUACAUUUCAAUGAGUGUCUUAUUGAAAUGCUCCAAGAGAUGUUUGGUGAAGACUCUGUACCAAAAAUAUUCCGAGGUGAAAAAUUAUAUGUCACUGUUAACAACAAAAAAGCUCAUAUUGAUCUUGUCAGUCUUGAUGUUUCAUGUACUGAGGAUGAAACUUUUAAACAAAUUGUACAGACUGCCGUAACAAAACUUUAUCAAUCUCUUGCACCACCGUGUGAUUCAAUGUAAUUUAGUUAAUUAUUAUUUAUUUUUAUAUCAUACGAAUAGAAUUAUUAUCCAUGUACAAUAAAUUUAUAUUUAAAGUAUAGUUUUUUUUUUUUUAAGUAUCUAUCACUUUUGGUCAUUAUUUAGUUUGACAAUUUCAAUUCAUUUUUGCCAUUGUAAUAUAUUAAGAUUUAAAAAUGGAAUAAUUAAA